This is a messenger RNA of Gossypium raimondii (Peruvian cotton), 1969 nucleotides long. Its product is annotated as E3 ubiquitin protein ligase DRIP2. NCBI's taxonomy places the organism in Eukaryota, Viridiplantae, Streptophyta, Magnoliopsida, Malvales, Malvaceae. Bases 417 to 1751 code for a protein of 444 amino acids. The record is from RefSeq and is a predicted model, not a curated record. Gene Ontology annotation, molecular function: ubiquitin-protein transferase activity. The transcript has 7 exons.
AUUUUAGAGAACUGGAAAACCCAAGAAAACAAAAUAAAACUCAAACCACCCCAUGACUAAGAAAGACUUUUAAAAAGCCGCUGUUUUUCUCUUCUAUAUCUCUGUUUUGUGUCCAAAAAUCCAACCAAAUCUCACGUAGUUAUGUUUUAAAUUUCACCUCCCUAACUCGCCAUUUCCUUCCCAUCUGUUCUCAGUUUAGAUCUCUGUCACGAUAUCUUCAUGUAACAAUAAAGAAGCCUCUCUCUCUCUCUCUCUCUCUCUCUCUCUUUUGACACCAAUUCAAGGAGCCAAAACACACUUGUCAGAACCCAAACCAAACUUCAAUCUUCCAUUGUUUUUAGGAAUUAUCCAUUGUUCGGUGAUGAAUUCCCUUCUUUAUCGACCCAGGAAAAAAAGAGAAAUUUGAAGGACAGAAAAUGAUGGCUGGUCAUCAUCGUGUUGUCAAAGUGAAGAGGGAAACCUUAGAGUCAUGCAUGACAUGCCCUCUUUGUAAUAAGCUUUUAAAGGAAGCUACAACUAUUUCCUUGUGUCUCCAUACGUUUUGUAGGAAGUGCAUAUAUGAGAAGCUCUCUGAUGAGGGGAUGGAUUGUUGUCCCGUUUGUGACAUUGAGCUCGGCUGCCUUCCAGUUGACAAACUCAGACCAGACCACAAUUUACAAGAUGUAAGGGCCAAAAUUUUCCCUUACAAAAGAAGAAAGAUAAGUGCUCCUGAAGUUAUGCCUGCAGCUUCACCUCCAGUGAAAAGAAAGGAAAGAUCACUAUCAUCAUUGGUGGUCAAUACUCCCAAAGUGCCAAUGCAGCGUGGUUUGACUGGAAGGAGAACCAAACCUACUACACGAAAAAGAAUUGCUGCUUUUCGAGGAUGUAGUUUCUCUGUUGAAGAGUCCCUUAAGAAAGAAGACUCUGCAGAAGAUCAUCCCUCAGGCUCAAGCUCACCUGAUUCCUUUCACAAAAUUAGUCAAAGUAAAAGGCAGGAUUCCAUGGCACAACCUUCUAGCGAACACAGGCCUAAUGAAGAUACAGAUGAUGUUGAAGUGAUGGAAGGCAAAGCAGACCUAUGGACACCCUUAAACUGUCUUGUUGAAGCUGCUAACAGAAAGUCAUCAAAGUUAAAUUCACAGGGAUCAACAGCUUCCAUGACUGAGCAACAUAAUGGCCCUGAUUGUUGCUCACAUGCACCUGAAGCAAAACCUAGCCCUCAAUCCCCCGCUGUUCCUGAUGGCAAAUUGAGUAUUCAUAAGUCUAAAAGUAAGGAACAUCGGAACAAUUCAGUAAUCCUGGAGGAAGAGAACGGUACAAAUUUGAUUAAAAGGCCUGUUAAGCGUAGAAGGUUGCAUGCAGAAGCACAAAAGAAAGUAGCUGCCUCCAAUAGAAUCAUGCUAGACGCAUUGGGAUCUAAGUGGAAUAGAAAAAACAAUCCAAUUUGGUUCUCGUUGGUUGCUUGUGAAGGCCAGAUAGGACAUACUUCCCUUCCACAGAUUUCUGCAUGCUACUUGAGGAUCAAGGAUGGUAAAAUGCCUGUCUCAUUCAUCCAGAAGUACCUUGUAAAGAAACUCGAUCUUUCAAGUGAAGCUGAGGUGGAGAUCAUGUGUCGAGGUCAGCCGGUCCUACCAUCAUUACAACUUCACAACUUGGUAGAUCUGUGGUUUCGAACUGCAUCAACAGCGAAAAAGGUCCCAGCAUCCGUUGGCUCAUCAGCAAAGGACUUUGUUAUGGUUCUGUCGUAUUGCCGAAAAGUCCAAGCUCCUUGAGACAUCCAUUUAAUCUGGUUUAUAUUUUUCGUGCUUCCUUUGAAUCAUUUGGAAUUCCAAUCAUCUAAACAUAUAUGUAUUCUUAGGAUGAUCAUAGUUUUAAGUAGUUUCACUUGUCAUGUAUGUUAUCAUGCAUGGUGAAUUUGUUUUUAUUUCAUUCUUGAGCAAAACCUAAAACAAGGCCAUGAAAAUAAAAUCGUUGAAUUUUUUGUGUUUUA